Molecule: messenger RNA, 468 nt
Organism: Arachis ipaensis
Lineage: Eukaryota; Viridiplantae; Streptophyta; Magnoliopsida; Fabales; Fabaceae
Molecular function (GO): zinc ion binding
Source: RefSeq, a predicted model, not a curated record
AUGUGUGUUACGCACUGCGAUAGAAGGGACUCAGUGUUUGUGGUUGAGGAGUUAAAUCCGUUUGAGAGUUGGUCUCAAGGUUUAUUUCGUGUUCGGUUGAGUGCGGGCACGUGUGACUGUGGCCUUUUUCAGUCACUUCAUUUUUUAUAUCGUCAUGCACUUGCUGCUUGUGCCACCACAAAUAUUGAGUGGGGCAUAUAUAUUCAUCCGGUGUACAUGCAAGAUGCUGCUGCGUUCAAGGUGUAUGAGGUAGAGUUCUCCCCUAAUACCAGACGAGAAGCUAUGGUCAGAGGGGUACAGAACACGGUUGCAUCUAAUCCUGCCAUGCGUAGGAAAGUAACUGGCAGACCGGUUUCUACGAGAUUUCGUAACAAGAUGGAUGAGGCUGAGUGCCAAGAGAAACAGUGUUUUAUAGGCAAAUCGAGCAUACUCGGAGAGCUGUCCCAAUCAACCACAGAGGAUACCUAG